Molecule: messenger RNA, 456 nt
Organism: Solenopsis invicta (red fire ant)
Lineage: Eukaryota; Metazoa; Arthropoda; Insecta; Hymenoptera; Formicidae
Source: RefSeq, a predicted model, not a curated record
AUGAAGGCCAUUCAAGAGGCUAUCCUCCAGAAAAUUGUGGAUCAGGAGGAAAGCUCUGUGAAACCUAAAUUCCUGGGCUCCACUUAUAGGGCCGAGGGAGCCAAACUAAAGGCUGUUGAGGAAAAGGACCUGCCCAAGGCCAUUAUCGUCAACGCCUUCUUCCCAGACAGCGCGAAAGACAAGAGUGAGAGAAUCCUCAAGCUCAUUAAAAGCCAGAAUGAUCUGAGUACUACCGACUGGAGGAUCCUGAGAAGGACGCAGGAGAGAUCUACCGUACAUCUCACGAUGUCGAUAACUGGCCCCUUCCAUGAAACCCUUAAGAAAAAUGGCUACAAAGCCAGUUUCAAAUUUGGUCAGGUAGGAAUUAGACCGAAGAGCGCUGCAAAGCCUCCGGCUAACCCUCCAAUCAUUUCCGGGAAACCGAAGGGUGCUACCGCCCUCACGAUCGUAGCGUGA